AAGACAACUUCAGCUAUGUCCCAGAAUGAUCCACUUUUGCUUGAGUGUCCUCUGGUCAUCGCUGCCAUUUUCAUCUGUGGCAUUGGAGGGCCCUAUCAAUAUGGAUUCAGUAUAUCCUCAAUGACCUCUCCCUCUGUAUUCAUCCAGGAGCUGGUGAACAUUACCUGUGUGGAGAGAUACGGUGUUAACCUGGAGAAAUGGCAGAUUUCUCUGAUCUGGUCUUUCAUUGUGUCCAUUUUCUGUAUGGGAGGGUUAUCAUUGUCUGCCCUGUUGGCUAAUUCUCUCAUAUCAAAAUUUGGCAGAAAAAAAUUGCUUUUACUAAACAAUAUUCCAGCUCUAAUUGGAGCUGUGUUGAUGCUCCUAAGUAAGACUGCCAUGUCUUUUGAGAUGAUAAUGGCGGCACGCUUUCUCCAAGGCAUGAAUGCUGGACUCGGGCUCAUAACUAAUACCAUAUACUUGGUUGAGUGUGCCCCCAAAAGGCUGCGUGGGGCAGUGGGGGUCACAGUGGCCUUGUUUAUAUCUUUUGGGAAAUUCAGUGGUCAGCUUCUGGGGAUCAGUGAGUUGUUUGGCACCAGAGAGAGGUGGCCCUGGCUACUUGGUUUCACUGGUUUGACAUCGCUUCUUCAGCUGGUUACUCUGCCACUGUUGCCAGAGUCUCCCAGCUUCCUGCUGCUGGCCGCAGGAGACCAACAGGCCUGUGAACAAGCUCUAAAGAGGCUGUGGGGGGACAGGAACUACCAACUGGAGAUGGAGGAGAUGCUGAAGGAGAAGGUGAUGCAGAAGAAUGCAGGGACGCAGACAGUACUGCAGCUGUUAAGAAACCAUGACAUCCGCUGGCAGCUCCUUUCUGUCAUAGUCAUAUUCUCCUCCCUGCAGCUGUGUGGCAUCAAUGCUGUUUACUUUUAUUCUUAUGAAGUCUUCCGUCAAGUGGGAAUCGGGGAGGAGAACCUCCGUUACGCUGCGCUGGGAACCGGUUUGUGCGAGCUGUCCGCCUCUUCAUCCCUGUUUUUCAUAGUCCAGUAUUCAAGCAAAAAGAUGAUCCUGUUCAGAGGAUACGCCUUGAUGUCGGUGAUGCUGGUUCUCCUCACCAUCACCAUGUAUCUGCAGAAACAUCUAUCAUGGAUGCCCUACUGCAGCAUGGUCCUGAUUUUUCUUUUUAUAUUAUCUUUCGCAAGUGGACCGUGUAAGUCUCUCAUUUAG
Messenger RNA from Periophthalmus magnuspinnatus, 1200 nucleotides. It is a transcript of the gene slc2a11l, whose product is annotated as solute carrier family 2 member 11, like. NCBI's taxonomy places the organism in Eukaryota, Metazoa, Chordata, Actinopteri, Gobiiformes, Gobiidae. The record is from RefSeq and is a predicted model, not a curated record. The coding region runs from base 16 to 1200 and encodes 394 amino acids. Gene Ontology annotation, biological process: monosaccharide transmembrane transport. The transcript has 10 exons. Gene Ontology annotation, cellular component: membrane. Gene Ontology annotation, molecular function: hexose transmembrane transporter activity.